CAUUAUGCCUCACUCAGUAGCGACGAUGGAACCCCCCGCCCAACCCGAUAAUGAAACCCUCCCCGAUGCUCCAGAAGAGGCAAAUGGGGUCAAAUUAGAAGAUAUGUUCGACGAUGAUGAUGACGAAGAGUUCCCUGCAUCGAGCGCGCGGGACGUGAAGAUGGAGAGUUCUCCAGCUCCUGCACCGGAACCUGUACCAGCGCCAUUCCAGUCGGGUGUGGACUCGGAUGUCAUGCUCGCCUUCUACCAACGCCUCUUCCCAUUUCGCUAUCUUUUCCAGUGGCUGAACCACGGAAUUGUGCCUACUCGGGAGUUUGGCAACCGCGAAUUCGCCCUGACCCUCCAAAAUGACGCCUACCUCCGAUACCAAUCUUACCCCACCGCAGACUUGUUCCGAAAAGACAUCCUUAAAAUGAACCCAUCUCGUUUCGAAAUCGGACCCGUUUACAGCACCAAUCCUCGCGACCGCAAGACCCUACGAGGAGGCCAGAUGAAACCAGUCUCGAAAGAACUGGUUUUCGAUAUCGAUAUGACAGAUUACGACGACAUCCGAACAUGCUGCUCAGGCGCUAGUAUCUGCGCCAAGUGCUGGGCAUUUGUCACUAUGGCAAUCAAGGUGAUUGAUGCCGCCCUCCGGGAGGAUUUCGGUUUCGAGCAUAUCCUAUGGGUCUACUCGGGUCGUCGUGGUGCUCACGCCUGGGUUUGCGAUCCGCGCGCCCGUAACAUGCCCGAUGACCGACGAAGGGCAAUUGCUGGCUACCUCGAAAUAGUUAAGGGAGGAUCCUCAAGUGGCAAGAAAGUCAACCUAAAGCGACCUCUGCACCCGCAUAUCACUCGCAGUCUUGACAUUCUCAAGAACCACUUCGGACAGACGACACUUAUUGACCAAGAUACGUUCACAAGCUCCGAACAGGCCGAAAAGCUUCUCAACCUGCUCCCGGAUAAAUCGCUGAAUGACGCCUUGCGGAGGAAAUGGAGCUCCUCCCCUGAUCGUCCUAGCACCAGUAAAUGGGCCGAUAUUGAUGCAUUGGCCAAAACUGGAAAGAGCAGCACAUUGAAUACCUCUACGCUGCGCGAUGCUAAGCAAGACAUCGUACUGGAAUACACCUACCCACGUCUUGAUGCCGAGGUUAGCAAGAAGAUGAUUCACUUGUUGAAGAGUCCAUUUGUUAUUCACCCUGGCACUGGCCGAAUUUGCGUUCCAAUCGAUCCUAAGAAGGCUGAUGAAUUCGACCCCUUGUCUGUCCCGACUGUGCUGGGUCUCCUUGGGGAGAUUGAUGAAUACGAUGCCAAACAUCCCGCUGGCACCGAGACUGAGAUGCCUGAUGCAAAUGGCAGUGCAGCGAACGGUUCUGACAUCAGAGGACCUCGCAAAAUGCAGGACUAUGAGAAGACUAGUCUGAAGCCCUACAUCGAUUUCUUCCGGUCGUUUAUUGCGGGUCUAAUCAAGGAAGAGCGGGCCGGCAAGCGAGAGCGUGAUGAGACUGGACCGAAGAUCAAAGCUGAUCCGAUGGAAUUUUGA
This is a messenger RNA of Penicillium pulvis, 1522 nucleotides long. Its product is annotated as DNA primase subunit PRI1. Gene Ontology annotation, cellular component: alpha DNA polymerase:primase complex. The record is from RefSeq and is a predicted model, not a curated record. The transcript is spliced from 3 exons. The coding region runs from base 5 to 1522 and encodes 505 amino acids. Lineage: Eukaryota; Fungi; Ascomycota; Eurotiomycetes; Eurotiales; Aspergillaceae. Gene Ontology annotation, biological process: DNA replication, synthesis of primer.